Molecule: messenger RNA, 912 nt
Organism: Paramacrobiotus metropolitanus
Lineage: Eukaryota; Metazoa; Tardigrada; Eutardigrada; Parachela; Macrobiotidae
Product: RNA-binding protein 14-like
Exons: 2
Coding region: 72-707 (211 amino acids)
Source: RefSeq, a predicted model, not a curated record
AUGACAUUGGAUUAGGCUAAAUAGCUGACUGCUUAAGGGCCUAGUAUGUCAUUCUAAUAGUGACCUUUAACAUGCGCAGUUUGUUUAUUAUUGCUACGGUCACUUUUGCCACUGUACGAUCGACAUCUGCUGCGUGCUCGUGUAAUUGUUGGGAUGGAUCGCGUGGACAACGUGGACAAGGCACCAGCGGACAGUACUCCAGCUCUGCCAAUUCCGGAUACCCAUCCAGUUCGAGCGGCUAUCCAUCCCCCAGCGCAAGCGCACCCGCCGGAUAUCCCUCAUCAGCCAGCAACACUGGAAGCAGUCCUGCCACUGCAUCCUCCCCACCUGGCUACCCACCAGGCUAUCCUUCCGCUGCAUCCUCCCCACCAGGCUACCCUCCAGGCUAUUUUUCCGCAUCCUCCCCAGCAGGCUAUCCGGAUUAUGGCAGCUAUUAUGCCUCUGAUGCAGCCAGCGCCAGUAGGAACGCGGCUGCGAAUACGCCGACGGCAGCGUCUAGCGCCGCGGCUUCAACAUCAAGCAACCCUGCAGCUGCGGCGACCUCCAACGCUCAACCGUCAGCUGCCACCAGCCGCUCCAGCCUGCCCCAGUCCCCACUACAGCUAAUCAGCUACGCUAGUAAUCCGGUACCUGCAGGUCCUAGUCAACCACGUGGCUCGCCAGCGCGGUUGGCAGCGCAAGGAUUGCAGAGGGCGAAUCGCGGGUGAAAAGAGCUAUUUAUAUAAUUUUACUUUUUUAACGUAAACCGACUCUUUCUUUGCUUUCUUGUCUAUCCAAAAGAUGUUAUAAAAUUAGUACUGCGCAUGUGAGUCCUGAAUGUUAUGAAAUUAGUAUAUUCCAUUCAUAUUCAUAUUUCCAUAUGAAUAUGAAACAAAUUAAUAAGCGGUAGAACGUAGAACCAGAAAGUGCAAA